UUUAUAUUCCGGUGUAACAUCAGAAAAAGAUACUGUUGCAUUCAGUCGUUGUAUAGCUAUGUGAAAGGCAACAUCGUCCUAUUAGAUCUCCAAUAUCUAUGGUUUAAAACGUUGACCAUUCUAAUGCUUUCUCGUUAAACUUAAAUUGUUACACGGAAGUGAAAAUCGAAGUGGGAGAUUUAGAGGAACAACAAAUCUCUCCGAAAGAACAAAACAUGAAGUCAAAAGAAUGUCAAAUCGAUAUAGAAUCGGAAUUAGAUGAUCCCACAAUGGCACAAUCUAAUGAAAAAAUGAUAAUGGAUUAUGCAAGUCUUGUUGAACGUACACGAAAUGUAUUUAUUAAUGGUAAGACAAGAUCAUUAAAAUGGAGACAAACACAAUUAAAACAAACACUACUUAUGAUACAAGAAUGUAAACAGGAAAUUAUAUCUGCUCUUGCUUCUGAUUUACGCAAGUCUAAAUUUGAAUCUGUUAUUAUGGAAAUAAAUAUUGUUGAAGGAGAAAUCAAACAUUUGCUCAUGUCUCUUAAGGAAUGGUCAGCUGAUGAAAAACCUCCAAAAGACAUGGUUAACAUAAUGGACAGAAUUGAAAUUAAGAAAGAUCCAUAUGGUGUGGUUCUUAUUAUAGGACCAUGGAAUUAUCCUUUCCAAUUAAUUAUGGCUCCUUUAGCAGGUGCAUUAGCUGCUGGAAAUUGUACUAUUGUUAAACCAUCAGAAGUAUCUUCUGCUACAGCGAAACUUAUUGCAGAUAUUAUUCCUAAAUAUUUAGAUCAAGAAUGUAUUCAUGUAAUAUUAGGAGGAAUUUCUGAAACAACAGAAUUACUUAAGCAAAGAUUCGAUUAUAUUUUUUAUACAGGUUCAUCUAGUGUUGGAAAAAUCAUUCAUCAAGCAGCAAAUAAAUUUUUAACACCGAUAACAUUAGAACUUGGUGGUAAAAGCCCUGUAUAUAUAGAUAAUACAGUAGAUAUGGAUAUAACUGUGAAAAGAGUACUUUGGGGCAAAUGUGUUAAUGCUGGACAAACAUGUAUUGCACCUGAUUAUAUACUUUGUACUGAAGAAAUUCAAAAUAAAUUUGUAACAAAGGCAAGAGAAAUUCUAAAAGAUUGGUAUGGUAAUAAUCCAAAGGAAAGUCCAGAUUUAUCACGUAUAAUUAAUGAACAUCAUUAUCAGCGUCUCAUCAAAUAUUUAAAUAAUGGUAGAAUAGUAAUAGGUGGUGACUGUGAUCCUAAUGAAAAAUAUAUCUCUCCAACUAUUCUUGUUGAUGUCAAAUCUACAGAUCCUGUGAUGCAAGAUGAAAUAUUUGGUCCAAUAUUACCAAUCAUAAAUGUGAAUAAUGCUUAUGAAGCAAUUAAAUUUAUAAAUAAUCGUGAAUCUCCACUCGUAAUAUAUAUAUUUUCCAAGGACAGGGGAGUUCAGGAUUUAAUAAUAAAUCAAACUCGUAGUGGAAGCGUAGGAGUAAAUGAUACAAUAAUGCAAUAUUGUGUUGACAGUAUACCAUUUGGUGGUGUUGGCAAUUCUGGUAUGGGAUGUUAUCAUGGAAAAUAUACUUAUGAUACCUUUGUACACAAAAAAGGUUGUCUUAUUAAAUAUUUCAAUAAACUAGAAGAAGCAUUGGCAUCAGGCCGUUAUCCGCCAUAUUCUGAUAAAAACUUAUCUUUCUUACAAAUUCUAAUGGCAAAACGGCCUGACAUACCUGGAAUUAAAUAUUUUCCACAUCUUUUAGCAUUUGGUUUGGGAAUUCUUGCCACAUACAGUGUUUUAAUUUUAUUAAAGGUAUAUAAAUUUAGGCGAAAUAAUGCAUUUAUUAAUUUGUAAUAAUUUCAUUUAUUAUAUUAUAAUAUUAUAAUAUUAUAAUCUACUGCACAAAAAAUUAUUGCACAAUAUAUUUAUAGAAUUGAAUUUUAUAAGUAUAAAAUAUAAUUUGAAUUAAAUUGAAAAUUAUAAUAAAAGUAUAAUUUAAUUUUUAUCUUUAUUUAAUGAUUUAUUUUUGAAAAUAUAUAAAUCUAAAAAAUUUGAAUUUAUAUUUGAAAUUUGAAAAUUAUAUUUCAUUAUGUAUAAAAAAAAUUUAUUAGAUUAAAAAAUUGAAAUUUUAUGUAAUAGGAUGUAUAUUUGAGAAAUGUUAUCAUUCAUUAUAUUAACACUAUAAUUAAAUCAAUAAAGAUAAAAAAUUGCAUAUAUAUAUAUACAUAUAUAUAUAUAUUACAAUUAAUUUUACCUUUUUUUUCCUAAACAUUGAUUAAUAUAAUAAAAAUAUUUUUUCAGAUUCAAGAAGAAAAUCAUUAAUGGAUUUCUAUCGACUUAUCAAUUACAAACUCUAUAUAACACAAAUUAUAUAUAAUUUUAUUAUAUAUACAAUAAUUAAAUUUAAUUUAGUGAAAUGUAUGAUCAACUUUAGCUUUUCUAUAUAAUGUAAAAAAAUCAAUAUCUUUUCCUUUUUUAAUUUAAUUAAUUUCACAAAAAAAUCCAGAAUAUAAUUUAAAUAAUGUAUGUUUAUAAUGAUUAAGAAUUUAAAUUAAAAUGAAAUUUUUUUGUAAAAAAUUGAUAAAAAAUAUAAUUAUUUUUUAUUAUUAAUUAUUUUUAAUAGAAUUUCACUAUUUUUAAUUAUGUAUUUUUUUAUAUAGAGUUUAUAUUUCAAUAAUGUGAAUAAAUUACAUAUUAAAUAGC
Molecule: messenger RNA, 2663 nt
Organism: Apis cerana (Asiatic honeybee)
Lineage: Eukaryota; Metazoa; Arthropoda; Insecta; Hymenoptera; Apidae
Gene: Aldh-III
Product: Aldehyde dehydrogenase type III
Biological process (GO): aldehyde metabolic process
Cellular component (GO): cytoplasm
Molecular function (GO): aldehyde dehydrogenase (NAD+) activity
Source: RefSeq, a predicted model, not a curated record